This is a messenger RNA of Soboliphyme baturini, 333 nucleotides long. NCBI's taxonomy places the organism in Eukaryota, Metazoa, Nematoda, Enoplea, Dioctophymatida, Soboliphymatidae. The record is from the annotation of a GenBank genome assembly.
AUGAAUGAAAUGAUUUGUACUCUGAAGCGCGAGAAACAAGAAAAGGACUUAGUGAUUCGUUCGUUAAAGCAUGACCGACGGCGCCAUAUGGAGGAAGUCAUGCAGCUAAAGGAAGAGUCCUUACUGGCGGCAAUCGGUGAAAAGGACGCACACAUCGCCUUGCUGGAAAGCACGCAGAACGUGAACCCAGGCGAAGUGGAAACAGUUAGACAACAUAAAGAAAAGCUAUUGCAGAAACUGAAAGAGGAAAAUCACCGUCCCGUUUGCUCCAAAAAUUGCUUACCUAACCAAAUUGCUGACCUUACCAUUGUCACGCCACUUCGAACUGUUUAA